Messenger RNA from Ornithorhynchus anatinus (platypus), 939 nucleotides. RefSeq names its product olfactory receptor 1020-like. Gene Ontology annotation, molecular function: G protein-coupled receptor activity; odorant binding; olfactory receptor activity. Gene Ontology annotation, biological process: sensory perception of smell; G protein-coupled receptor signaling pathway. The coding region runs from base 1 to 939 and encodes 312 amino acids. The record is from RefSeq and is a predicted model, not a curated record. Lineage: Eukaryota; Metazoa; Chordata; Mammalia; Monotremata; Ornithorhynchidae. Gene Ontology annotation, cellular component: membrane. The transcript has a single exon.
AUGUCCGCUGGAAAGAACCAAACCUCAGUGGCCUGGUUCAUCCUGUUGGGCCUCACUGAUCGGGAAGAACUGAAGGGGACUCUAUUUGGGGUCUUCCUGCUGAUCUACACCGUCACUUUGGUGGGCAAUUUAGGCAUAGCAGCCCUUGUCUACGCCGACCCGCGGCUCCACACCCCCAUGUACUUCUUCCUCGGGGUCCUCUCCUUCCUCGACUUCUCCUACUCGACCGUGGACACCCCCAAGCUGCUCAUCAGCUUCCUCACCACCGACGGGUCCAUCUCCUUUGGGGCCUGCGUCACCCAGAUGGCCCUGAUGACCCUGCACGCGACGGGCGAGUGCCUCCUCCUGUCCGUCAUGGGCUACGACCGAUUCGUGGCCAUCUGCCACCCUCUCCUCUACCACGCCGUCAUGUCCAGACGCUGGUGCGGCCAGCUGGUGGCCGCCACCUUCGCCGCCAGCGUAGCCAAUGCGGCCGUCCAGACUGGGAACGUCUUCAGGCUGCCUUACUGCGGCCCAAACGUGAUCGACCACUACUUCUGCGACCUCCCCACCGUGCUCCACCUGGCCUGUGCCGACACCGCGGAGGCCGAGGCGCUCCUCUCUUUCUUCUCCUCGCUGGUCAUCUUCAUCACCGUCUCCGUCAUCCUGGUCUCCUACUCCUGCGUCCUAGCGUCCGUCUACAAGACACGCUCCCCGGAGGCUCGGUGCAAGGCCCUUUCCACCUGCACCUCCCACCUCGCCGCCAUCUCCCUCUUCUACGGCACCGUCAUCUUCAUGUACGUUCAGCCGAGCUCCGACGGUUCCGGGGACCGAAACAAGGUCAUUUCGGUGUUCUACACCAUCGCCAUCCCCUUGCUGAACCCCUUGAUCUACAGCCUGAGGAACAAAGAAGUGAAGGCAGCCCUGAGGAGAAGACUCUUCGGUAAACUCAAUCUCUGA